Molecule: messenger RNA, 2083 nt
Organism: Lineus longissimus
Lineage: Eukaryota; Metazoa; Nemertea; Pilidiophora; Heteronemertea; Lineidae
Product: carbohydrate deacetylase-like
Exons: 6
Coding region: 555-1541 (328 amino acids)
Biological process (GO): carbohydrate metabolic process
Molecular function (GO): deacetylase activity
Source: RefSeq, a predicted model, not a curated record
GUUUAUUAUUAACGACAACAACGGCCUAAUUUCCUCGUUAGUGUGAAAAAGCUACCUUACAAAGAUCGAUUAUAACUUCAUCUUCUGAAAAUAUUCAUAGUACUGUUUCGUAAUAAACCAACUCUGCAUUGAUCUACGGUUUUCAAAGAAGAAUUGUGUUUAAAAUAAUGUGGAAUGAUACGUUAAAAUGAUGGAAGUGGACAAACGCAGUCUGCAGGAUCAUAACUAUUCGUUCAGUAAUAUCAUCUGUGUGAAGAGAGACGUUUGUGUGAGAUCUGAUCAAGAUCACAACUACUCUAGUCCUAGUCCGAGUAAACAGUGUCCCGAGACCCAGAAACGCAUUUUAAAAGUGGAACACUCCUACAGCUCAGCUGCAGAGAAUAUAACAAAUAUUGGUGACAUUGAGUCCAGGCGUGCUUCAGAAAGAGAUCAUAGUUAUAUGAGAGUAAUAAAGAACUUUUGUAAGAAAUUGAAAAUGGAUGAUCAUAGCUACGCUGUGCAAUAACAGAUGAUCGCAUAUCCAACUUGAGUUGAACCAAUCAGCCGCCACAACAAUGACAACAAGACAACUCAUCAUUAAUGCUGACGAUUUCGGCUAUUGUCGACAGCGGAACAAUGGAAUUGUGGCAUGUUACAAAGCAGGGGGAAUUACAAGUGCAUCUCUGAUGGUGAAUGCCUCAGAAGCCGGAGAUGCAGUCAAGCAGGCCAAACAAGUGGGAUUACCAAUAGGACUACACCUCAAUUUGACUGAAGGUUAUCCAGUGUCUUCUAAAACCAAGGACUCCGCUAUCACUAACUCUGAAGGCCUCUUCCUUGGCAAACUUGGAUUUCCAGAGAAGAUCCUUUCAGGUUCAUUCGACUGUGAUGCAGUCAGAAAUGAAAUAGAAGCUCAAAUUGAACUGUUCUCCCACAUGUGUGGAGCCCUGCCAGUUCAUGUAGAUGGUCAUCAGCAUGCUCAUGUGAUUCCAGGUGUAUGUGAAAUAUUUGCCUCUGUGAUGCAGCAGUAUGGCAUCAAAUGGACGAGGUUACCUGUGGAUCGUUCACUGAAGGAUUGUGAUUGGUUGGAUUCAAUGCCAGAUAGGAAGAGUUUCCUUCAAAAAGUUGUUCUUGAUUCUGAGAAAACCAGAACUGUCUAUGAUGAACAUGCAAUUAGAUAUCCUAAGAAAUAUGUUGGUAUGACAACAAUGGGAAGCAUGAUGACGGUAGAGAGACUUCAGGAGCAACUGGCGUCUGCUUUUCAAAAUAUCCUGCCACGAAAUGACUAUGCAAGGAACUCGGAGGGCAAGGGAAAGGAGGUGGAGUCUGAUGCGAGAGGAGGUGGUGACUGUGGCAUGUAUUUGCCAGAGGUUUCAACUUGUGAACUCAUGGUGCAUCCAGGCUAUGUUAACGUCGAUGAGGACGGUGGCUGCGGCGCUGGGCCAGACCGCUUUUCAAAGUCACCUGACCGUGAACAUGAAAUGAACAUCCUUAUGUCUGCUGACAUGAUCAAGUUUUAUCAGAAGGAAGGAUAUAAACUGUGUUCUUAUUGUGAUUUAUCAUAGCAUUUAUGGACUAUUUUUGAUGCCAUUAUUGUGUCAUGUAGAUUGAGUUAUCGGGCUUAUUUCAUUCAAGAAUUUAAACCGGUGGACACUGAAGUAUUGACAGUCCCGUGUUUUCAAUUUAAAUUGAUUUUCUUUCAAAAAGGACUUCCUGCAUGCUUGUGGUGAGUAGGGGAUAAAGACACUACCGCUGGGCUUGGAAGAACAUAUAUAAAACGUACAUUUUGUUUUCUCAAUGCUGAUUAUGGAGGUGACAUUUGCACAUCUGGCACAAAAAUAUCAUGUUAAGGCUUGUAGAUGAUGAUUAAGGAUGGAAAUGAUGAAAAAUUAACAGUCCCCAUGAACUUAGGGACAGUUUGCCCUGGAUAUUCAGUUUUCUUUGUUUAAAUGAAACUUCUUUGAUCCUGCCAUCCAUGCCUAGAAAUUAGAUAUUCAGUGGGGAAGCCAUUGCUGUAUGAAGUUUGUGAUACAAUUUUUGUAGCUAUAAGUCAUAGAAUAUUAUUGUAAUUGAGGAGACUGAUAUUUCUAAUUGAAUAAAUCUUCAG